Messenger RNA from Exophiala mesophila, 1838 nucleotides. RefSeq lists its product as uncharacterized. NCBI's taxonomy places the organism in Eukaryota, Fungi, Ascomycota, Eurotiomycetes, Chaetothyriales, Herpotrichiellaceae. Bases 155 to 1468 code for a protein of 437 amino acids. The record is from RefSeq and is a predicted model, not a curated record. The transcript has a single exon.
CACUGCUUCAUGCGCUGAACCGCAGGACGCUCGCUAGUGACAUACUCACCCUCAUUAUGAUCACCCCUUGAGCUUCAACAAAAACAGUGCUCUAUGUCCGCCUGAAGUCUCAGGCGUCCUCGCCGCAAGGUGUCUUAUCCUCAUCAUAACCACCAUGACGACUGUUGGCUGUAUCCGCGCACCCACCCUAUUUACGCGGUCUUUGGUUUUUACACCGUCUCAUCUUAAUCACCGUGCGGCAGAAUUCUCUCGAAGCGAUCCAACCCUAGCUUACCGUGUCCUUUCAGACCUUCGCCCAACGAUUCGAACAAGUCUUGAUCCUUCCAAGACACACUCCAGACCUUUUCACUCCUCAUCACAACGUGCUUCUACCGCCUCUUCAGCAAUGUCGGCCAUUCCUCACAUAUCUCUCCAUAUAUCGGCCUCUUCCAGCGGCAAAGGGCGCAAGUACCGUCCUGAGGCCAGCACGUUCGAUUACCACCCAACUCAAAUGGACGGCUUGGGCUUACAGCGCGGGUCGACCCAAGAGGAGAAACGAGCUAGGCGCCCUGAUAGCGGACAGGACUCGUACUUUGUGGCUCGGGUAGGAAAAGAUUCCAAAACGACCGCAUUUGCCAUAGCCGACGGAGUAGGCGGAUGGGCGGAACACGGCAUCGACCCGGCAGAUUUCUCACACGGCCUUUGCAGUCAUAUGGCCGAAAUCUCACUUUCCUGGCCCGCAGGCGAGAAACUUAGCCCUAAGCAGCUAUUGAAAGAGGGCUAUGAGAGGACUCUGCAAGAUCCUCACAUUCGGGCUGGAGGCACAACAGCAUGUGUCGGCAUCACUGAGCCUGACGGACAAAUGCGGAUUGCCAAUCUAGGAGACUCUGGUUUUCUUCUCCUUCGACUUGGCACAGUACAUACCUAUUCCACCCCACAGACUCACGCAUUCAACACUCCCUACCAAUUAAGCAUUACGCCCCGCGAAAUUCUAGAGCAAGCCAUCAUCUUCGGAGGCGUCCCGCUGAAUGACUCUCCUGACCGAGCCGACCUUUCGGAUCAAGUUCUUCGACACGGUGAUGUUCUGGUGCUAGCCACUGAUGGAGUGUGGGAUAAUCUCAGCCCCAACGAUGUCUUGAGCGUGGUGUCGGCGAAUAUGCGUCAAGCUGGAGCAUGGCUCCGAUCCCCUGAUCAAGGACUGUCCAUCUCACCCGUCCUUCCCGAGCUUGUGGACAAGUCUCUUGGGCCACAGAAGCACAAGCUUCCGGGAACUCUACAGAGCUGUAUCGCCGCCGCCAUCACCGGGGAAGCCAAAACAGCGAGUCUCAGUGCCAAACGAGACGGACCUUUCGCAAAAGAGAUGCAGAGGUACUUUCCAUAUGACCCGUGGCACGGGGGCAAAGUGGACGACAUCUCGGUGCUGGUCAUCAUCCCAGUUGACGAAAAUAAAGUUGCCGCCAGCAAGGCGAAGCUCAAAGCAAAAUUAUAGGCGCCGGCUUGUGAGAAGCGACUGUAUCAUCAUCAUUCAUAUACACGACAUUUCAUAUCAACAUAUCUAAGGGUAUUAAGUACAGCUCGACAUCAUAGCGCUGGAGUUUCUGGUCAGAAUGUUGUAUAAAAAGUACGAAAGCUUGACAUUGACAUGCAAGUUUUACGAGGGGCCAAGCGUGGAGAUGGCGACGACGGCAACGUCAUUCAUUCAUCACAAAUAUCAUAUGCAUAUCUGCUUGGGAGGUGGUCCCGCGUGGAAUGGAGGUAGAAUUGCCAGAUUUCUCGGAUGUAGGUCUAGUUGAGACAGGUGACGGUGUGUAUAGACAUAUGGGAGACCUGCCAUUAGAUCGACACAACCGGACAAUGAG